AUGGAUAUAGCAACAGGUCCCGAGUCGUUGGAGAGGUGCUUCCCUCGGGGGCAGACGGACUGCGCCAAGAUGUUGGACGGUAUCAAGAUGGAGGAACAUGCCUUGCGCCCCGGGCCCGCCACCCUGGGGGUACUUCUGGGCUCUGACUGCCCGCAUCCCGCCGUCUGCGAGGGCUGCCAGCGGCCCAUCUCCGACCGCUUCCUGAUGCGAGUCAACGAGUCGUCCUGGCACGAGGAGUGUUUGCAGUGCGCGGCGUGUCAGCAAGCCCUCACCACCAGCUGCUACUUCCGGGAUCGGAAACUGUACUGCAAACAAGACUACCAACAGCUCUUCGCGGCUAAGUGCAGUGGUUGCAUGGAGAAGAUCGCCCCCACAGAGUUCGUGAUGCGGGCACUCGAGUGCGUGUACCACCUGGGCUGCUUCUGCUGCUGUGUGUGUGAGCGGCAGCUGCGCAAGGGCGACGAGUUCGUGCUGAAGGAGGGCCAGCUUUUGUGCAAAGGGGACUACGAGAAGGAGAAGGACCUGCUCAGCUCCGUGAGCCCCGACGAGUCUGACUCUGUGAAGAGUGAGGAUGAAGAUGGAGACAUGAAGCCAGCAAAGGGACAGGGCAGCCAGAGCAAGGGCAGUGGAGAUGAUGGGAAGGACCCGCGGAGGCCCAAGCGACCCCGGACCAUCCUCACCACACAGCAGCGAAGAGCAUUCAAGGCCUCCUUCGAAGUCUCCUCCAAGCCCUGCCGGAAGGUCCGAGAGACGUUGGCAGCGGAGACUGGCCUCAGUGUGCGUGUGGUCCAGGUCUGGUUUCAGAACCAAAGAGCAAAGAUGAAGAAGCUGGCACGACGGCACCAGCAGCAGCAGGAACAGCAGAACUCCCAGCGGUUGGGCCAAGAGGUCCUGUCAAGCCGCAUGGAGGGCAUGAUGGCUUCCUACACGCCGCUGGCCCCUCCACAGCAGCAGAUCGUGGCCAUGGAGCAGAGCCCAUACGGAAGCAGUGACCCCUUCCAGCAGGGCCUCACGCCACCCCAAAUGCCAGGUGACCACAUGAACCCCUAUGGGAACGACUCCAUCUUCCAUGACAUCGACAGUGACACCUCCCUCACCAGCCUCAGCGACUGCUUCCUUGGCUCUUCCGACGUGGGCUCCCUGCAGGCCCGCGUGGGGAACCCCAUUGACCGGCUCUAUUCCAUGCAGAGUUCCUAUUUCGCCUCCUGAGAGCCAGCCAGGCUGCAUGGACGCUUGGGCCUGGGCCUGGGGUGGGACUACAGGCCUCUGCAGCCAGCUGGCCCCCCCCACCCAACUGCCCACCCACACGGACUCUACAGACAGCCAUACGGUGCCCUCCCCUUGGCCAGCCGGGCCUGGCUUAAGUGCCCACUGGGCACAGCUGGACAGGCAGAUGGGCACAGCCUGGGCAGGGAAUGUACCCUGCCCACAGAGACCUUGUGACCCCUAGGGACCCAGAGCUUUUGGGCAGCCACUCGCCUCCCAGACUGUCGACUCCAUCACGUCCUUUACCCUCCCCUUCUCUUUUUUUGGGAAGCUCAAAUUCUCUCUAUUUUUUUAAACAUCCACUGUGUCCAGCCAACCUCCAUGGCCCCCCAUGGCCAGCCCUGGAAGCAUGGCAUUGUGAUGCAGUGCCUGGUACCAGAGAAACAGGUGUGUCAGUGGCCUGGGCUGGCACCCACCUCCCCUUCUGAUCAGUGCAGAGGACAGUUUCUGAGAUCCUAGGAGGCAGAGGGUCACCGCUUCCAGCCAGAGCCUGCAGCAGAAGCGAGGAGUCGUCAGGCAGGUGUGACGGGCUCUGUGGCCUUGCCUGAACUGGGUGUUACAAGAGGGGACACGUGGCAGAGUCCAGGGAGGCCAAAGGCACAAAGACACACUCGUAAAGGCACCCACACCUACAAGCACACCUGCGUAAACAUGCAUGUAGAACUGCAUGUAGAACACACACACACAUACACGUGAAAGAGCUAGACAGAUGCUCCGCAGUCAGCCGUGCCUUGUCAGGAAGGGCAAGGGAGGUCAGAGGGCAGAGCCCACCUCAUAGAGCAAUUGGAUCAGGAGGAUCCCAGGCUCCACCCAGGCUGGGGUGCCAGGACAGGAGGGUAGCACGGACGCACCCAGCUCCCGAGACAGAGAUGGAGCCCUCAGAACCAGGUAGAAGGAGACCCACAGCAGAAGCUCCCGCUGGAAAAGGAUCUCCUGACUCACCAGCUUGAUGUACUAUCUGAUACUUGAUUUUCUCCCCUCUGCCUAUCCUUAUACAAGGCUGGUGAGAAGGAGCCCACUGCCUCAGGGGCCCCAUGCCCCUCUUGCUGGCUUGUCCUGGUCUCUCCCUGUCAUUAUUCCUUUCUUAAAGCCAGGCUGAAACUAAAUCCUGGCAGGACUCCUGCCUUCAGUUCAGGGCAGCUGCAACUCAACUUUCCCACAGUGAGCAGACCCAUUACCUCCCCUGCUUUUGGCACCUUACCUCUGCUAGUCUGAUCUGAGAUUCAGCUAGUGGUUUGGGCCUCAUGACCUUGGGAACCCACCUUGUCUUUCUGUAAUGAAUCCCCUGGGUCUCACAAGCACAUGAUGACAGGUCACACCUCUUUCUGUGUACCUGGGAUGGGAGAGGUUGCUGACUUCUUAGAGCCCUGAGAAAGACCAUGGAUUAUUGCCUUUCUUUUCCUUGGUUCAAUCAGCUUGGGGUGUUACUUGACACCCAUCUGACUGCUGGUAUUCCCUCCCUCCAUCUCAGCGGGUAAGAGGUUGGGGCUCACCUGAAGUGUGGAAACCAUUGACUUACCAGUCCUUACUCAGAACAUUUCAACCCCCUUACCCACAGAGGCUGAAAAACAUUCUUAAUGAGCUGGAAGCCAGGCACCCUGUGUCACCCCAGACCCCCCAACUCUCCCUGCCUAAAGAGGAAUCAAGGGUGGGUCUGUCCUUGGUGACCCCCAACUGGCCCCUGGAAGUCACUGUGUCCUGGACCAGGUACCCUGGAUGCUGCAUUUGACUUAAUGCUGAGCCUUAGACCCCACCCUGAGGUCUGCCCAGCUAUCCUCUGAGCACAUGAGGACUAGUCUCUCUUUCCACUUUGGGCUCCUGUACCUGGUUGGCUCUGGAGCCUACCACCCUGCUGUGUGGGUUUCUUCCUCUAUCCCUGGGGAGACCUCAGACCCUCUAGAAUGUUCUAGACUGAUCUCCUCACCAUCUGGGCUUCCACUGUCAACCCCACUCAGCUGGCAGCAGACAGAGUUGUCAGGGGGAAAGAGGCAGCUCCCUGUUACCCGUCGGUGCGAACUGCCAGCCUGGCCUGCCUGUGUUCCUCUGGUUACAAAGAACAUCACUAAGCUCUUCAACUGAAGUCCCCUGUCCUGAGCCAGCCUCUUUUCUGGGAUUAACCUCUUUCCCUUCUGGCACAGGCCCCAGCUGAGUCAUAGAGGAGACACUUGGGGCAGACCCAGGGUUAGACACCAGCCCCCAGGAGACCCAGCAGUGAGUUGUGUCUGUCACCCCUCAUGACAACUGAGAAACUUGAGCCAGGAGAGGGGCAGGGAUGUGCCCAGGGUCUCACAGCAAGGUAGCAACAGAGCUGCAACCCGGGAAAGACACUAGCUCUGUCCCCAUCUUUGUACUACAAAUGUGUUCUCAGCACACCUGCCAGCCCCCCCCCCCGAGGAUCCUCCCUUUUUGUUCCAGGGCCUCCAGACCCCAUGUCCAGCCCAGGCCUCUGCUGUCCUCCUGCUGGUGUCCCUAGCCAGGAGCUCCUAUCAGGACACUUCUUAAGUUGUUAGAAGAGGGACUCGGCCACCAUGCCAGGGUGCUCUGGCAGCAGGCUCAGGACUGUCACUGUGUGGCCUGCUAUCCUGCUGAGACACAAGCCCAUGCCAGUCCUGGCCUGCUGUGGGGAUGAGGGCAUCUGUCCUGGAGGAGAGGUAGUGCUUGUUGCAGCCUAGUUAGGAACCUCGCUCAGGUAGGGGAGCUGGGGCUGAAAAGGGAGCUGUGUGGGGUUGACUAGGGUGCUGUGGGGGGUUCCCUGAAGCCUAGAGAAGCAGAGGAGUAUGGGAGUAAGAGGAAGAAAGUGAGAGGUGGGCAGGAGUGUCUCAGAGAAAAGCUAAGUCUCCCUUCCUGGCUGGGGAUGUGACUUGAGGGUCAAGUAGAGGAAGGAGCCUGCCCAGGUGUCACACAGGAGGGGCAAGAGGUCAGGCUUUGUCCCAGUCAGGGCUCCAUCUGCAGGCCCAGUGAGGCUUCCCUGUGCUCUGCCAUCCUUGGACACUCACAAAGACACCACAUACAGACAACUGGUGUGAGGGUCAGACCAAGGGGCUGCACAGCCAGGAGAGGAAGGGCUGGCACAGGGCAGCCACCAUGGAGGCUUCCUGGAGGGGUGGAUGUCGAACACCAGGAGCUGUCCCCCACAUGAACAGGCCCAGCAGGUCCACGGACAGCAGCCUCUUUCUUAGGGACACUCCUUGCACCCCCUUGAACUGAGACCACCUCCCCAGCCCAUCCAGAUGACCUCUCUGCCCACAUAGGGAACAUGGGGGAACAGAGAGUGGAUUUUGAGCUCUGGGCACCCCUGGGGCCACAGGGAUGCUGCAGCCCAGGGCUGACUCUGCUGUGGGGAAGGGCAUCAUGCUCACACAUGCACAUGCACACACACUCACACCUGACACAUGGAGGUUCACAUGUGGCCUAGGAGAGGGCCAGCAGGAAGGACCCUCCAUCACGUGACCCUCGAUGGGACCAUUGCCAGUGAUCUCUGGGGUGGUGCCCUGCCUGGGGUCCCUCGGGAGUGGGGUGCAGCCAGGCUGGGGCCAGGCCACCUGUCGUAUUCUUCCGUUUUCCUUGUACAGACUCUGCCUGCCUGCCAUCCCCACACACAUUUUAUUUAAUAACUUGUCAUUGUUAAAUUAUUUAUUAGCAUUACCACGUCACCACCCCUGCCCUCCACUCUCACCUUCUGUCUCUUCCCACAAAAGCAGAAAAUGGAAACAAGGAGAAAAAGACAAGAUGUUGGUAUAUUUGUAAAUAAACAACCUGUACACGCU
This is a messenger RNA of Nannospalax galili (Upper Galilee mountains blind mole rat), 5033 nucleotides long. It is a transcript of the gene Lmx1b, whose product is annotated as LIM homeobox transcription factor 1 beta. The transcript has 8 exons. The record is from RefSeq and is a predicted model, not a curated record. Gene Ontology annotation, molecular function: RNA polymerase II transcription regulatory region sequence-specific DNA binding; DNA-binding transcription factor activity, RNA polymerase II-specific. Gene Ontology annotation, biological process: neuron differentiation; regulation of transcription by RNA polymerase II. Lineage: Eukaryota; Metazoa; Chordata; Mammalia; Rodentia; Spalacidae. The coding region runs from base 1 to 1209 and encodes 402 amino acids. Gene Ontology annotation, cellular component: nucleus.